AUGGAGGAGGCAUCGGAUGCGGCAUCAGAGGCCGCAGUCCAUGAAGCAAAGUUUGAUUCGGAGUUUGCUGCUUCGCCGGCUCAGCGCGAGACGCCGCCGGAGCUGGAGCAGUGGCUAGCUGAUAGCUGGCAAGUGGGCUUGAACGCCUCGGAGGCGCACCGCCUGGCCCUGCGUGAGUUUGACAGCCUCCAGAAAUGUGGCGCGACACUUCCGUAUCUCAAGAAGCUGUACGCCGUGCUCAGCAGCCGCUUCAAGAUGGGCCUCUCCACGAAUGAUGCGGUGGCCAAGACGUUCGUCUACGCGAAGAAGCAGCUGGACCCAGAUGAGGUCUACGGGAUGUAUUCUACCCUCAAAAGCAGCUCACGGCUUGCGAUGAGCAGGGAGGAAGCGCUCGCAAGGGCUCCGGAAUGUGUUGAGAUGGGCGCGUCUGAAAGGGAAGUUUGGUUGUUUUACGAGUUCUUUGACUUCGUAGCAGAUACGGGUCUCCGCUUGAACUCGCCAUCCAGCAGGCCAAAGGCCAUGCAGUUGGCCUCCGCUGCUUGUGAGUUCGCGAAGGUCAAAGAGGCCUGGGACGCUACACGCAACAUGACGAUGGCCAUCGACGAAGGCUGCUUAGGAAGCCUUGAUGGCCAACUGCGCAUUACAGAGGAGGGCAAGCUGCACACGGCAGCACAGUUCCAUGAUUUCUUUGGGAGCAGCUGGCUGGAUGAGUGGAUCAAGAGCCCUCCUGCACAGAAGGUGGCCGAUGAUGGCAAAGCCUACACAGCCUCCCAGGUCAAAAGACUUUAUUCGGGUUGGCUGCGCGACCUUUGGGGCGGGCCGAAUUGGCUGUCUCGGUGGAAUGCCGCAGGCUUUGCAACUCAGAAGCGCAUUGCCGAGGAUGGACAGGUCUACAGCAUGGGCGGCUUCGCGGGACACUACGGCGCCAGCUGGCGACAGAAGUGGGCGGAGGCUGCGGUGGCGCUCUGCGAAGAAUGCAAAGCAGCCACCCACUCCUGA
Symbiodinium natans is the source of this 999-nucleotide messenger RNA. The record is from the annotation of a GenBank genome assembly. Lineage: Eukaryota; Dinophyceae; Suessiales; Symbiodiniaceae.